CAUGAGGUAAACAAGCCUGCAGAGCUGCAGGGACAGAAAUGAAAUAAAAGUGUGUGUAUUCGGUGUUUGACUAUGAGCAGGCUGCGUUCAGCGAUGCAGAAAGGAAAGAGAGUCGCGCUGGAGGCGACAGAAACAGCAGCACCGAGACAGAAGACGCCAAAGACGGCUGUGAAACAAGAAGAAAGCACAGAUGCGUCUUCAUCGUACCACACGUUCUCUGAUCCUGCUGAUGUUGUGCGAUUUCGCUCUCAGCUCCUGAACUGGUACGACAAGGAGAAGAGGGAGCUGCCAUGGCGGACGAUGGCUGUGACAGAAUCAGACCUCAACAUCAGAACAUAUGCAGUGUGGGUUUCAGAAAUCAUGCUGCAGCAGACUCAGGUUGCCACAGUGAUAGACUACUUCAACAAAUGGAUGAAGAGGUGGCCCACAGUGCAGGAUCUAGCAGCUGCUACACUAGAGGAGGUGAACCAGAUGUGGGCGGGCCUCGGAUACUACUCCCGUGGAAAAAGACUGCAUGAAGGAGCGCAGAAGGUGGUGUCGGAGCUGAAGGGACAGAUGCCUCGGACAGUUGACAGUCUGCUGAAACAGUUGCCUGGAGUUGGACGCUACACCGCUGCAGCUAUAGGCUCUAUUGCACUGGGACAGGUUACCGGAGCUGUAGAUGGCAAUGUGAUUCGGGUGCUGUGUCGCCUGAGAGCCAUCGGAGCCGACAGCACGAGUCCUGCAGUGACGGAGGCGCUUUGGAGUCUAGCUAACACGCUGGUGGAUCCAGAGAGACCGGGAGACUUCAACCAGGCCAUGAUGGAGCUGGGAGCCAGAGUCUGCACCCCUAAAGGCCCCCUGUGCAGCCAGUGUCCCGUCCAGUCUCACUGCCACUCUUAUCGCAAGGUUCAUGUCAAACAAGAACAAAACUCUAAGAAGCUUUUAGGGAAACUGGCCAGAAAGACCGCAAACCUGCCUGAUAUAGAAGACUGCACGAACAGUGGAACAUGUUCGCUGUGUCCCUCUGAGCCCUGGGACGACGAGCUCGGCGUUCAAAACUUUCCCAGGAAGCCGGCGAAGAAGCCGCCACGAGUGGAGCGAACUCUGACCUGCGUGGUGACCAGACCUGGAGAGGAGGGAGGGGACGAGUAUCUGCUGAUCCAGAGACCAAACAAAGGCUUGCUGGCAGGCCUGUGGGAGUUUCCAAGUCUUCUGCUCGAGGAGGAAAACUCUGAGAUGAAACACAAGAGGGCUCUGUGUGAUGAAAUCAGCCGAAAACUGGGAACCAAUUUGACCGAGAGCCUCCUCCAGUACGUGGGAGAGGUGGUUCACGUCUUCUCCCACAUCCACCAGACGUAUGUGGUUUACAGUGUGCGUCUGACGGAGGGUGACACGCAGACUGAAAACACACAGUGGCUCAGUCGAGCCGCUCUGCAGGAAGCCGCUGUGUCCACAGGACUGAAAAAGAUUGUGAAGCUUCAUGAUUCUGUGGACGGUGUGAAGGAGGAAACCUCUAAGGAUGGAAAAAGGAAAAAGCAGACGGGCCUGAAGAACGACAAGAAGCUGCAGACGUCCAAGAAGCAGAAACUGAGUGCAGCCAACACCGGAGGCAGACAACUUUCACUCAGCUCCUUCUUCAAGACUGUCAAAGAAGAAUGUUGUUAGGCUUCCUGAAAGGCCCACAUGGUGCCUUCCUGUGUAUUUGUGCCUUAAUGCUGAAGUAUCACCACUCUGUCCACUUCCAGGUGUUAUUGUGGUGUCAUGGAGCAGUUUUUAAAUAGUUAGACUGUAAUGCAUCAGCUGGGUUGUUUUUAAAGACAUAAAGUAGAUCAUGUUUUAUUUUUUUAUUUUUUUUAUUGUAAGUUUUUGCUAUUUAGCCUAUUUGUCGCAGGAUUUUAACUUCCUUCAUGUCGACUAACUAUGUGGUUUUACACCUAGUAUGUAACAUAACUGUCAUAUAUUUUACAAUAAACAAAACAACAAUAAAACUGUACAACAGUGUACAACAAUAAAAAGGUAGAAAACAUAAUGAUAGUAACAACUUUGACUGAACUGCUGAUCUGCUUCCACCAAAAACCAAGAUUAUUAUCAAUAUGUUUUUAAAAGAGUUGCUAUUUUGUGCUCUACUUAAGCAUAUAUUUGUAUUAGAAUUACACAAUUUUUCUCAUGUUGUAAUAAAUGUAUAAAUAUAUUAACGAAAAAAUGUGUAAAAAA
Stegastes partitus (bicolor damselfish) is the source of this 2196-nucleotide messenger RNA. RefSeq names its product mutY DNA glycosylase (gene mutyh). Gene Ontology annotation, biological process: base-excision repair; mismatch repair. Gene Ontology annotation, cellular component: nucleus. Lineage: Eukaryota; Metazoa; Chordata; Actinopteri; Pomacentridae. Gene Ontology annotation, molecular function: adenine/guanine mispair binding; oxidized purine DNA binding; 4 iron, 4 sulfur cluster binding. The record is from RefSeq and is a predicted model, not a curated record. The transcript is spliced from 15 exons. Bases 73 to 1647 code for a protein of 524 amino acids.